CCGCGCGGUAUAAGAAGUGAACAGCAGCAGAAGAACAUUGAUAACUUGCGUCUGCUGUCAGGAAAGCAUGUCGCUCCUUCGUUUGCGGCGACUUUCAAAAACGAAACACAAGAGACUUCGGGGUUACAAAUGACUGAAGUGACCUUUUGUGAAAAGUGUUUUUAUUUGUCGUCAGAUUAACGGAGUGGAAAAUGUCACAGUGGCUCGGCUGGUUGUUGAUGCUGAGUUCCAUAAUAAGUGAAGUUGGCUCUCAAGAGGAAAACCGGGUGAUUUUCUUGCCGGGGAUGUUCCAGAACGUCAGUGUGUCCGCGAAUGAGACGGUGCAGGCUGUGGUGAACAGGAUCCCCCCGGAGGUUGCUUUCAUCACAGCGCAGUUCCACACGCAGCGGCGCAACGUCACGCUCUCCUAUGGCACCACACCUGUACCUGGUCUGUCUUCGACAGCGGUGGACACUGGCAUCCUGUCCCCUCUCCUGCCAGGACAAACCUCUUUCACCUUGUUCCUGUUCUCCGCUGACGGAGGCACGGUUGCAGGCACUGGCGUUAUUCUCCCGUUCUCCAGCACGGACCCAGUGCCUGGAGCAUGUAACCUAGCAUUUAACCUGAACGCUGACCCCAGCAUCUACCUCCACUACAACCUCUACGAGACCACCAUCCGCUUUGCACCGGCCAACCUGGGUUACGCGAGAGGCAGCGCUCCUCCAUCCUGCGACACAUCUACAGGGGUCAGCAUGCAGUGGCGGCUACAGUACGACGUCUACCAGUAUUUCCUGCCAGAGAGUGACUUGUCAGAGCGCAGCCUGUUCCAUGGUUUGCAGACCGUGGCAGAUGUCGCGGGCAUGACGGAGAACGGCAGACUGAUGAUGACGCUGUCUUCAACAGAUUUGAGGAUGGCGAUAUUCAGCUCAAUCCCCGGACAGGGUGUCAUCUACUCUGUCAUUGUUCGAGACCCCAUCCUCAACACAUCGGCCUCUUACGUGCCGGUGCACACGUAUGCUUGCAGUUUCAACUCUAAGCUGGACGGCUGUCAAACACUCGGACAGAUAUCAACCAAGGUUUUUUUCACAGUGGCCGGCUUGGCUGGUCUAUUUGUCUGCUUCUUUGGACACAGAUUCUUCAAAUGUGAGUUGUUUUGCAUGGGGUUCAGCUUUUCCGCCUUCUUCUUCUUCGUGCUCAUCACAAGGACCACGGGACUGGAUUACGACAUCCGUCUGGCUGUGUCGUCAGUGAUCGGCGUGGUGGGCGGGGUCCUCCUGGUGAUGAGCUGGUGGCGCUUUGGUUCCGUGAUGGCGUGCGUGGUGGUGGUUGGUCUGAUGCUGGGCUUCCUCGUGGCGUCCACUGUCCUCUUCACCCCUCUCGGUGAUGUCGACGUGUUCAGGCGUUCCGACGCAGUUUUCUGGGUGACGUUCUGCAGCAUCAUGAUCAUCGUCCCGCUUUUCUUCGUGCGUUGGCCCAGAGAGGGUAACAUCACCACAUGUGGCGUCAUCGGGGCUUACGCUGUCAUCCUGGCAGUCAAUGCCUACGUCUACACCAGCCUUUCCUACAUCACCCUCAACAUCCUCAAGCGCUUCCUCAACAACAACUUCAGUGCUGCGUUCACUGACACACCGUUCCAAACCAUCGAUUACAUCUUGAUCACAGUGUGGGUGGUGCUGGGCGUCUCGGGCAUCGUCCUGCAGCUCUACCGGGAACGCACACGGCCCUUCUUCCCUCCCAGCCCGUACCUCAUGUGGCUGCAGGAGCGUGAACGCCGCAAGACCAACGUGCUGGACCCGAGCUAUCACUUUCCACCGCUUGCCAAUCGCCUUAUGGCCAGAGCGCGGCAGCUCACGCGGCGGAUGGAGCCGGCCGGAGAGCACACGCCUUUGCUACUGUAGAGCGAAUUGCGCCGUCUUCAGUGUGAGCCAGAGUGGGCUGGGUUGCGUUUGAGUCCCACGUUGCGUCAAGUUGCGAAGAGGCCCCUGUGGUUUUUGACGGAGCAUCUUUACAACAUAUUCUUAUGAACUUAAGACAUAUCACCACUGACACAGAUCUAACAAGAACUGAAAGAAAUCUGACGUUAGAUUUUUUGUUUUGUUGCUUUGAAUGUCGCUGCACUUUUCUGUUUGCACUAAAACACAAACUUGCAUGGUUUUACAACUUAGGCUUUUUAGGACUUAGCUUUAUUUAAAAAUGCGCCAGAGAUUUUUAAUAUAUCGUUUAUUUCACGACUGAAGGCUUUAGGCUCAUCUCUCAGUAAUUAGGUCGGUUAACUAGAGAAAAACUGACAACAGCUCCGUGAACCUCAAGGCUUAUUCCUUUGCAUUUAUUUAAACCGGCAUGAAACCCACGUUUUUAGUUUUGUUUUCAUUUUAAUGUUAGUUAUUAUUGAAUUAUCUGUACACUGUUGUGCCAUCAUUUUUCCUCAGGUUUUCACUCAGAUUUUGAUGCACUGAAACAAACGAACUUUUUAUUCAAUAUUCUAGUCUCGUAAUCCAAGAAGUAUUAAAAAGUACAAUUGUUUUGAUAAUAAAAGGUGGGAAAAAUGCCGAUUCUGCGUCUUCUUCGGGGGAUAUAUGAGCGGUGGUGUAUCUUUAGCGCCCUCUUCCGCUCCUGGUUUUUAUUUAAAUUCGAAAGGUACCAAACCAAUGCUUGAACCGCAUGUUUAACAUUCAAUACAAUAAAGUGAGGUUGUUGUUAUUAUUUAAAGAGCUACAUCAUUAUUGUGCUUGUGAAUUCUCUUUCGCUUACCUUUAAA
This is a messenger RNA of Dunckerocampus dactyliophorus (ringed pipefish), 2737 nucleotides long. It is a transcript of the gene tm7sf3, whose product is annotated as transmembrane 7 superfamily member 3. The record is from RefSeq and is a predicted model, not a curated record. Bases 192 to 1877 code for a protein of 561 amino acids. Lineage: Eukaryota; Metazoa; Chordata; Actinopteri; Syngnathiformes; Syngnathidae. The transcript is spliced from 12 exons.